Molecule: messenger RNA, 901 nt
Organism: Pelobates fuscus (common spadefoot toad)
Lineage: Eukaryota; Metazoa; Chordata; Amphibia; Anura; Pelobatidae
Product: matrilysin-like
Exons: 5
Coding region: 46-819 (257 amino acids)
Biological process (GO): extracellular matrix organization; collagen catabolic process; proteolysis
Cellular component (GO): extracellular matrix
Molecular function (GO): metalloendopeptidase activity; zinc ion binding
Source: RefSeq, a predicted model, not a curated record
CCACAUGCAGUUGCAGAAUUGUAAACAGAAUCCAGUACCGUCACAAUGUUGUUCGUGGUCUGUAUUCUCGUGUCAAUGUCCUGCAGCCUUGCAUUUCCAAGACGACCAAUUAAUCAAGGCAACAGUCUUUCCGAUGAGGAAUUUGCAGAGGAUUAUUUAGGCAAAUUCUAUCCAUCAAGCUCUGCAGCACAAUCAUUCGAUGAAAGAAUCAAAGAAAUGCAGAAAUUCUUUGGAAUGAAAGUUACAGGAAGAUUGACCAAAGACACCAUGGACAUGAUGAAGAGGCCAAGAUGUGGCAUGCCAGACGUGGCAGAAUUUACCCUGUUCACUGGGAGACCGAGGUGGCAAACCACCUCCCUCACAUACAGAAUCCUGAAUUAUACCCCUGAUCUCCCUGUCCCAGCGGUUAAUGAUGCAAUUGCAAGAGCUUUUAAGGUGUGGAGUGAGGUGACACCACUGACUUUCAGGAUGAUUACAACAGGACGAGCAGAUAUUUUCAUUCAAUUUUCACAAGGCACUCAUGGUGAUUCAAAUCCAUUUGAUGGUCCAAGCAAUGUAUUGGCUCAUGCAUAUGCCCCUGGAAAUGGUAUUGGAGGAGAUGCUCACUUUGAUGAAGGAGAACGUUGGUCAAGUUCUAAUUUAGGUAUUAACUUGUUUCUGGUUGCUGCACAUGAAUUUGGCCAUUCGAUGGGGCUAGGUCACUCCACUGAUCGAGCAGCUUUAAUGUUUCCUACAUACAGCUUUGUAAACCCAAAUAACUUCCGCCUGAGUCAGGACGACAUCAACGGGAUACAAACAUUGUAUGGCAGGAGACGCUGAGAUGAUAAUUAAUAUAACUAAUUUUAUUGCUACAUUUGGUGGGUCAGUGGUUAUGUAACUAAAAUAAAUUCAACUUGCUCAA